AUGUCGAGCCCAUUAUCUGUGAUACUUACGCAAAACAAAUUAACCGGGGAAAAUUUCAAUGACUGGAAAAGGAACUUGCUUAUCGUCCUUAAUUUUGAGAAACACAGUUUCGUCCUAACCCAACCUCGACCGCCCACGCCUGCGAUCGAUGCCCCUGAUAGGGAAUUUGUAGUGCUUGAGCGCUGGGACAAUUCCAACCUUAGUGCUAUGUGCUAUAUUCGGGCGAGCAUGUCUAACGUGCUCCAGAAACAGCAUGAAGAGCACCAAACUGCUAAGCAGAUCAUGGACAACCUGGAGGAGAUGUUUGGUGAACAAACUAUCCAGGCUAAGACUGAUGCUAUCAAAGGUCUCAUGAACUGCAAGCAAAAGGUUGGAACACCCAUCAAGGAGCACAUGAUGAAAAUCAUGGCUUAUUUAUCUGAAGCUCAGAUGAAUGGAGCUGAGAUCGAUGCUUCAACCCAAUUGGUCAUGGUUUUCCAGACCUUGUCCAAAGAUUUCGAUUCUGUUUCAGGCAUCCUACAACCUUAA
This is a messenger RNA of Morus notabilis, 528 nucleotides long. RefSeq lists its product as uncharacterized. The record is from RefSeq and is a predicted model, not a curated record. NCBI's taxonomy places the organism in Eukaryota, Viridiplantae, Streptophyta, Magnoliopsida, Rosales, Moraceae. The transcript has a single exon. Bases 1 to 528 code for a protein of 175 amino acids.